Messenger RNA from Dunckerocampus dactyliophorus (ringed pipefish), 2670 nucleotides. Its product is annotated as centrosomal protein of 135 kDa-like. NCBI's taxonomy places the organism in Eukaryota, Metazoa, Chordata, Actinopteri, Syngnathiformes, Syngnathidae. The coding region runs from base 515 to 1651 and encodes 378 amino acids. The record is from RefSeq and is a predicted model, not a curated record. The transcript has 7 exons.
AAGGUAGAGCUAGCUGCUGCUAAAGUUAGCAACUGUUUUCAGUUAGGCGUUAAGCGGAAGCUGGUUACGUGAUGAAUUAACGUAACAUUUAACGCCAGCGAAGCUACUUUCUUUAAACGAUACAUUUAUUUACUACAUUCACAAAGUCAUAAGCAGGUACUGCAUGAGCAUUGUAUGUAUGCUUUUGUAAUUGGAAACUGUUUUUCGUGACACUCUUAUUUUGUUAGCAAAACAAGAAAGGAUGUGGCGUAUAGUGCUCUUGUAUUGAAGGCGGGAAGUGUGUUGUGUGUAGACGACGGGUGGUGAUGACUGCUAAGUGAAUGAAUGCUGAAUCCGUGGCGCUAGUCCUUUAUUACCAUCCAUCACAUUGAGUCCUAAAUUAUCAUCAAAUACCAUUUAUUGUAGUUACUUUCAGUUCAAAAUGUUGAGUCUGUGAACCCGAUGAAGACGUGUGUCAUGUUGGCUGUUUUGAAACUUUGAGGGUCAUUAGAAAGAGGUUGACUCCGAGAAGGAAAUGGAGACGGAAAGCCUGAAGUACUCUUCAGGCUUGGACAGCAGCCCAGACUUGACCAUGAAGCACCUGAGGAGGCGCCUGAACCAGCUGGGCUACAGACAGCACCUUGGGGUGGACUCUGUGCCACUGGUUUCUAAAGUGUUCAGCGAUCUGGUGCACACCACCGUUAGCCUGCGCAACGCUAAGCUGUCUGCAAGCAGGACGGACAGUGACCUCUGCGAUGGCCAACCGAAGACGCUCGACAGGACCCCGAGUCCUCAUGUGUCCAACGCACUGGACCGUGGAGACCACAUCAGUCCGGGUGUUGCUGUGAGACAUGAGAGCACACAGACUGAUGAAGACUUGCCUCCUCCUCCUCAUUCUACAUCAUGGCAGCCUGGUGACGGCGAGCAAGCGGCGCUGGCAGACAGGAGGGUCGUCCGGCCGCAGCAGGAAGUCAGCGACGUCACGUCAAGACGCCAAGUCGCUCAACUGGAAGAGCACACGGUUGCCGUGGAGAUGCAAAUGAAGGAGCUGCAGGAGAGCAAGCGGGCGCGAGAUCACGAGGCGAGGGUGCUGCUGGACAAAAUGGCCGCCCUGACGUCACAGAAGCAGAAAGUGCUUCGAGAGCUGUCGCGCAAGCACGCCAUCGUCGGCCGGCUGCGGCGGGUCAACCGGCACGUGAGGGACAUGGCAUGGAGGAAGUUGUCUGCUUCCAAAGAAGUUGUUCUGAGGCAACAGGAAGUCAUCAAAGACUUGGAGGAUAACCUCGCUGUAAUAAAAGACGAAGCGUCUGAGAAGGAGGGUCCUCUCAGGGAGCAGUUGGAGGAGGUGCAAGGACAGAAUGACAGACUUCAGGGAUUGGUGAAGUUGCUGGAGGAGGAGAAAAGCAGGCUGCAGGACAAAGUGGACGAGAUGAUGGCGACAGACAGGGACUUGGCGCUGGAGUUGGAGGCCAUGCGUGCCAAACAUGGCAUCUGUGGAAGUGUGGACACCGUGAUGAAGAGUGAGGAGGAGGAGAAGAAUAGAGAGUAUCAAGAGUAUCACCAGGAGGCAGAAUGUUCCAGAAGACUCAAAGAGAGUAUCACCUCCAGUUGCAUUCAGGGCAGGAAGGUAAAGUUUGUACUAGCGACCACUUUCCACACAAAGAGCAGCUGAUGGGUGUAAACAUGAACGUGCAAAUGACAACAUCAAGCAUAUUUGUAGCACUGUUUGUACUUUAUGGAUGCAGGAACAUGACCAUACAGUCUAACUUUGCUGUGUUCUCAGCAGUGGCAUCCAGUGGUGAAAGAUACACAGCACACAUCACAUUAUUAGGAACCUCCACCUCUUAGGCCUCCAACUGGCUUGUUAACACCUGCCACAGUCAAAGCAAAGAUGGCGGCGAAGGAAGCUACACCACAUUUACAAUCUUGAUUUAAAAAAAAAAAAGGAAAGCAUGUCCAAAUUGUCAUCAGGAAUUAAUGUCUUAAAAACGUGUAAAAAGUGCUUGUACUAUUGACUUACUACUACAACAGCACACAUGUGUUGCAAGGCUUCAGUCAUCCUAACAAGUACAGAAGCAUACAGUAGUUUGCCUUCUGUAAUUACCUUUAGCGGGUAUUAGGAACUGUAGCGGGUAUUACCUGCAUCAGGUAUUUAUGAACUGUAGCAGGUGUUAUUACCAUAGCAGGUAUUACCUGUAGCAGGUGUUAUGACCCAAUGAAGGAGAUGUCUUUCCGUCCAUGAGUUUGUGAUAGAGGGUCUUGAGCAGUUCAGUGUGUAAAGAGUCUUGAGAUAACUUUUCAAUUGCUACAGAAAAAAAAAAAUUAAAUGGACUUGGUGGACAAUUUAGUUUUGCAUCCCCUGGCGCCGUCUUGCGGACAAUGUUGGUACUGCAUCGACCGGAGCUGGUUAUGUGGAUCGGACUUGGGUUAGGAACAUGCUCCAAACUUUCUCCCGACACAUAUCAACUCAGAAUGGGACAAGGAACCCACUCCUACAGUUUGUCUCACCUGGGACACGUUGCGGUCACAGGUGGUAUUGCUCCAAGAAUUGCUCCGGGGCCCAAUACCGGUCCGUGGGCGGGGCUGAACUAGGAGAGGAAACCUUUCAGGCGCAUUGACAAAAAUAAUACACACACACAAAAAAAUACUUUUGUAAAUAACUAAAUACAAUUUUAAAUAAAGGCAUAUCAA